CAAACCCCAUCUCUCUCUCUCUCUCUCUCUCUCUCUCUCUCUCUCUCUCCAAAUGAAGAAUCCCACAGACCCUCCUCCCUUCCCAACUCCAAAACGCUCCUCAUCUCGCCGUACAAAAUCCUUCUCCUUCUCAUCAUCAUCAUCCUCAUCCUCACCGUCGAAUCCUGACUCUCCAUUAACUCCAACCAUUCCCCUCCCAUUUUCCAACGGCAUCCCUUUCUCAUGGGAACAACAGCCCGGCAUCCCCAAGCAACCCAACUCCCUUUCUUCCAAUCCCAACCGUCCAUCGUCUCUCGAUCUCCUCCCUCUCCCUCCUGCUUCCAUCUCCACCACCCCCAAGAAGAAAUCUCAAGAAAUCAUCAGCGCAGGACCAGAUCCUUUCAUCACAGCCUUACUGGAGUGCUCCAAAGAUCAUCAACGUGAUCCAGUGGCCCAUCAUUGGAAAGGCGAGAGGGUUUCAAGAAGUCUAAGUGAUCGGUUCGGAUUCAUCGAUCUCUACGUUUCUUGCAAACGGACGUGCACUGUUACAGAUUCGCAUGUUUUCCUUCCUAGGCCGAACCGGCCGGCUUACGAUCUGCUGAACCGCCGGUCCGGUUGACCACAUCUCCGCACUACUCCUACCGACGCUUCUUUUUUUGGUAAAAAAGAAAGCAGUAUUUUUACACUCUUUUCUCUUUUUUUCGAGGAAUUGUAUGAUCCUCAGCCCGAGGACAUGCACUAUGUACUUGGGUUUUCAUUUUGUACAAGUGCGCCCAUGUGAAAAUAUUCUAGUACAUUGGUCUGUUCGUGGGAACCUCUCCCGUAUUGGAAGAUCCUAGCCGUUAAUCUUGUAUCUUUUAUUUUUCACCUAAAUGUGGAAAAUUGGUGUGAUCAUGGUUCGAUCUCUAUAUUUCUCUAUUUUCACCCAUAAUCCAAAUGUUAGUAAUUGUGAGUGGUUGAUCAACGGUGGGAAAAAACUGACCAACGGUUUGGAUUGUAGAAAUGUGCGGUCCAGUUAGACUAUCUGAAAACCCGAGUAUACUUUGCCUGUCCUAGGGCCGAGAAUCAUAUCUCCUUCUUCUUUUUUUUGCAUGCAUUCACUCCUUUUACUACUUUUAGCAACCGUUAUCUCCUGAGCGUUUGACGCAAUGCACCAAAUUGCGGCUGUUUGAUUCUAUCCUUUGCAUUCCAAAACCUGAUUAAUUACAUCUUAGCCGUUAAUCUACAUACCACCACCAAUUGGACGGCUAUGAUCAUCCCAUUAAUGUAAUUUUCAAGCUGUGCUCCAUCUACUCUAGAAUUCCUGAUUUGGGUUGUCUUGCAUGGAUGAGUGUUGUCCAAAACGGUCAUGUAUUCGCAUGUAUCGGCCUAGAACGACCCUAUUAGGAGCGAUAUGUUGCACUGAAAUCCAUUCACUUCCCACAAUUUAGUAUUUUGUGACAAACGCACAUGGAAGCCUAUCUACUACCAAUGUAGUACAAAAAAGGGGCAAUUCAGGUUCGAAAAGUAGAGGAAAGGGUUGUAUGUGUGAAAAUUGGGGUGUACAAAUAUCCAAUAAUAAUAAUAAUAUAUGGCUGGAUUUUAUUUUAUUUU
Molecule: messenger RNA, 1572 nt
Organism: Magnolia sinica
Lineage: Eukaryota; Viridiplantae; Streptophyta; Magnoliopsida; Magnoliales; Magnoliaceae
Product: early nodulin-20
Exons: 1
Coding region: 53-598 (181 amino acids)
Source: RefSeq, a predicted model, not a curated record